Dentiscutata erythropus is the source of this 166-nucleotide messenger RNA. NCBI's taxonomy places the organism in Eukaryota, Fungi, Glomeromycota, Glomeromycetes, Diversisporales, Gigasporaceae. The record is from the annotation of a GenBank genome assembly.
GCCUUUGAUUAGUAUUCUAAAACUUAUUAAUGAAUUUUUAUGUUCUAAUAAUUAUACUGUAGAUAAUGAAAAGAAAAAUAGCGAAAGUGAUAAGGAAAAUAUAAAUAGUGAAAUGACUAGUGAAAUGACUAGUGGAAUGAAAAGUAAAUACGAAUUAAAUCUUUGA